Molecule: messenger RNA, 2032 nt
Organism: Triticum aestivum (bread wheat)
Lineage: Eukaryota; Viridiplantae; Streptophyta; Magnoliopsida; Poales; Poaceae
Exons: 3
Coding region: 1-1779 (592 amino acids)
Source: RefSeq, a predicted model, not a curated record
AUGCUGUCUCUUACUAUUUAUGGAGUGUACUGUGCUGAGCUGAUGUUCUUUGAGUCUCCUAGUGCGAGGGAGAUACCAGAGGAGACCCAGAGUAUGACCACUAGGGUGGUGAAAGUUACCAAAGGCGAUGUCUCUGAGACCCAGAUUGUGCAGAGGCUUAAGGAGUUAGCUCCAGGUGACUUCCAGUGGGAGCUCGUUAGUCUCGAGGCCAACAUGUUUAAGGUUGAUUUCCCUUCGGUUGAGGAUUUGCAGAGACUUCUGAGUUUUGGGUUGUGCAGAGUACCUGACAUAGAAUGUAUCCUGGAGUUCCACGAGUGGAAGAAGGUUGAGCCUCAGGGCAAGCCUCUUACUCAGGCAUGGUUACGUUUUUCCGGGGCUCCCUCGAAGCCAAUGCAGGAUGCUAGGGUCGUGGCUAGUUUGGGCAUUAUGGUAGGGAAAACUGAGAGAGUGGAUAUGGCUUUUACCCGAGCUCACGGGGUAGCCCGACUGCGGGUGAGUGUUCUGGAUAUUGAGUUCGUGCCUGAUGUGGUCAAGUGGACAUAUAGGGGCCAGAUUUACAACCUCGAGAUUGAGUUUGAGGAUGCUGAUCUGUUCGCUGAGGCUAUCAAUGGGACUGAUGUAGACAUGCACGAGGGAGAUGACAGCUCGGGUGCUAAGGAGGCACUAGUCGAUGAUGCUGGACGAGAGUUGUCCAACGGAUCGGGGUCCGUUUCUCAGACGCCCGGGGAUGGGAUGGCACCACCCUCUUCGGUGCCAAUGACUUCUCUGAGAUUUGGGUCAUUUGAGCCUGCUUCUGCUCCUCCCAGACUCCAGAGUGACAUGAUGGAGUCUGACGAUGUGUUUGAGUGCACGUUACCUACCCUGGAUUUUGAGGAUGCUGAUAGUCCCUCUGCACAUUACGUGGCACAGUUAUUCUUCAUCACAAACGGCUCGCCUUCAUUACCCGGUGCGUAUUUAAAACCCGCACCCCAUCCAUUCGUGCCUUAUUUAAAAUCCGACCUCCUCCUCCUUAAACCGACGACGACGACGACGAGAGGGGCCGUUUCUUCUCCUUCCUGUUGGCGAUCAAAUCCUCGGCGUUGGGCGGAUCGGCGGCGCCGGGUCCAGAUCGGGCGGAUGCCGCCGCGGCCGGAGCCGUGCAGCUCGUCGUCGUCGCUGGGGAAGGACAGCGACGAGGGCGGCGCGCCGGCGGGGACGGAGGACGGGGAGGGGGAGGUGCAGAGCGCCUACAGCGGCGUGGGGCUCGACGGCCUCGCCGCAUUGGAGGAGUCGCUUCCCAUCCGGCGUGGCAUUUCUAAAUUCUAUAAUGGCAAGUCCAGAUCUUUCACAUUCCUCAAGGAAGCUAUCGGGCCAUCUGGUUCUGCAAAGGUCAUUGCCAAGGCAGACAAUGCUUACUCCAGGAAACGGAAAAAUCUUCUUGCAUACAGCAUCAUGUACGAUCAGUCACAGAUCACCGUUCCGGAGACCUACAAGAACGGUAUCACUAAGAGGCUUGCGGGUUUAAGCAGGUUGAGGCCCUCGGAUGGUAUGAGCUCCAACAGCAGCAGUAGCAGCAGCCUCAGCAGCGACGAAAACGAGCUGCCUCAGCAGUUCAUUUUUGUUCAGUCACCUGACAACACUGCACAAUUUGCUUCUCCGACGAUACCUGCACCUCGGCUUGGGUCUUGCGCGUCUAAGAUAUUGCCCAUGCCAAUAAGGUCGUUUUCGAUGGUGAAUCUGCAACGUUUGCACAGCCGCUGCUCAUCUGUUUGCCUGGAAAAAGAACCGGAGGCUGAUUAACAAGGAAUUCAAGAGGCAUUUCCAUCUUCUCGUGUGUUUUUUUCUGUGUUUAUCCUGGGGGCUAAUAUACCGCAUCUCUCUUUUGCUAACCUAAGGUUGCAUUGGAGUGUUUGCCUAAAUAAGAGGGAGCAGAUGAAAAAAAGAGGGAGCAUGUAUGGUGACGGUUUUGUGUGUAAAAUAGCUUGUUUGACAAUGUGUAAAUGUAAAUUGACAUAAUCUGCUAAAAUCAAAUGCAGCAAGUCAAAGGCAGAAA